Corticium candelabrum is the source of this 2567-nucleotide messenger RNA. Its product is annotated as cell adhesion molecule DSCAM-like. The transcript has 9 exons. Bases 8 to 2281 code for a protein of 757 amino acids. The record is from RefSeq and is a predicted model, not a curated record. Gene Ontology annotation, biological process: cell-cell adhesion. Gene Ontology annotation, molecular function: protein binding. Lineage: Eukaryota; Metazoa; Porifera; Homoscleromorpha; Homosclerophorida; Plakinidae.
UGUGGAGAUGACAUCUCGUUCUCUGUUAGCAGGAAGACUUCUUCUUGUGCUCUCGUUGUUUCAAGGGACGGUAGAAGGGGUUGUUAAUUUUCUUGAAGCUCCGUCUGGUAUUGUUUACAUUUCUCCUAAUAACUUUCCUCCAAAGAGAGUGCUGUGUGUCACCAAUGAGAAGGCUGACAUCACAUGGGCUUAUCUAGACAGUGGUGUUGAAUUGAAGCCUUUUCAAUAUCCCAUUGUAGUGCUAAAUGACACUGCUAGUGCCAUGGAUGUCAGGAGACAAGAUGCUCUUAAUUUGCCAGGUUCAUUUACACUUUCUCGAAUACGUUGUCAAGCAGGAAAUGUUAACAGCAGUAGUUUUCUCUUUCAAUAUGGAGAAACACCUAGGGUAGCAACUAGCCCUAAGGAUGUUACAGUCAAGGAAGGGGAGCCAGCUGACUUUAGUUGUUCUUAUGAUACUUCAAGACAGCCAUUACCAAAGUUGACCAAAUGGAGAAUCACUGAUAAUAAUGGAAAUGUUAAGAUAGCAUUGGAGACCAGUGCAGUUGGAUCAGUUAGUACGUACAGCAUUUCAUCAACUGGUCCAUUUGAUGCAGGAAAGUAUGAAUGUUUUGGAGAAAACGAGUUUGAUACUGCUACGUCAUCACCAGCAACAUUGACAGUUCAAUAUUUUGGUAAUAUCACUUUGACUGUCAAACCAAGCACAACUGUUCAUGACAAGACUCAAGUAACAAUAGAAUGUACUGUAGAUGCAUUACCAGCAGCUGAGAUUGAACUAAGUCGUAAUGAUGGUAUAUUCUUGUCGUCUUCUAAUGCAACAUUGAAUAGAGAACUUGGAGGUACUAAAGAAGUUAAGUUAAAUCGUGUAAGUUACACAGUUGAUGCCAACAAGGAUUGGACAGGAAACAUAAAAUGCUAUGGAAAGAACAUAAUUGACAGUGGAGAGAAGUCAACAAAUUUUAUUGUACAAACACGUCCAUCCUCUCCAACACAGUGUGUAAAUAUGACAACAAUGGCAUCAGCUGAAUCUGUGACGUAUUAUUUUAUGUUGGGACAUGAUGGAGGUUUACCCAUUACAAAAGUGAUCAUAGAAUGUCACAAAGGAAAUGACAAAACUGUAGUUAAGAAAGGAACUUCAACUAACUUUGAGCAUCCCAACUGUACUGCAGCUGAAUUGACUGGUCUUACUCCUGGAACAACAUACGUGUGUCAGCUGUUUGCAGAAAAUGCUGUUGGUCGUAGUGAUGGCAGCAGUUCAUUUGAAAUUAAAACUAUUGCAUCAGUACCUGCUACACCUGAUCUGGAUCCCCAACCUGUUCAAGUUACUGAAACUACACUAACGGUUAGUUGGACUGUCGACUAUAAUGGUGGAGAGUCAAUCACUAGGUAUACAGUGAGAUGGAGACUUGCAUCUAGUACUAGUGAUAGCGAUUGGUCAACACCACAUCCUUUGACAACUGGUUUGUCACAAGAAGGUGGUGAGCAUACAUUGGAUGGUCUUCAGAGAAAUGCACAAUAUUCUGUAGAAGUUAUUGCAAUAAACAAGAAAGGAUCAAGCGAACCUGGUAGAAACGUAUACACAACACUAUGCUUUCCUGGUCAGAUUACUCAGGUUGAAAAAGUAGAAUUAAAUAGAGAAGACAAUCCAUCCACAACUGUCAAGCUCUCAGUCACUAUUCCAGAUGACAAAGGUUGUAGUGAAAUUACUAAUUACAUUGUCACAGAUGUUGCUACUGGGGAAGAACUAACAUCAGAAAUUGUUGCGAGUGGUGAUGGUAAAGUGACUCUUGAAGUGUCAGGGUUGGACGCUGAUAAAGAAUACAAACUGCAGGUGUCGGUCAGUAAUUCAAAUGGUGAUAAAAGUCCAGCAUCAGCUGCACUUACUAUUAAAGCCAAACCGUUUAACGAGUCUACAAAUGCACCAGUUAGGAAUGAUGAUGAUGGUCUUUCAGCAGGCAUUAUUGCUGGUUCAGUCUCUGCAGUUGUAGUGGUAAUCAUUCUCAUCGUUUCUGGUGUGAUAUUGAUAUUGCAUAUACACAGAAAGAACAGCUACAAUGUGGAUAGCCCUAGUCAUGAGACAAAGAUGGAAAUGAGAAGUCAGACAUACGAGGAUCCUUUGCAGUCUACACGUUCAGACACAGUGAUGCAACAAUCUAGUGCAUAUGGCAUAUGCAUAGCGGGAGGGGAGAGAAGAGGGCUUGACUCUGAAAUAAGGAUGCAAGAAUCACGAGCAUAUGAAGUGGUUCCCUCCCGAAUGGCAGCUACAGCUUUUCAGGUUAUUUGACAGUGUCCAAGAUGUCGCAAUGAAUGUACUUGUAUGCUAUUGAUAAUUCAGUUUUUAGAAUUUUUUAUAUUGUAUGUUAUAGUAUACUAGCUGCUUGUGCAGACAUAUAUUGUGUACACUACAUUGCCAGCUGCAUGCUGCAGUAGAUGGUUGCCCAUUGACUAACUUGUGGAUAUUGGAGUUUGAAUUGUUUAGUUGGUAGUAAUCAAGACCUAAUUUAAUAGCGGGUGCAGUUUGUAAUUAUUCUUACCUCACACCAUCAGAAUCAAACAGACAGGCAGACAGA